AAAGUAGAAAGGGGACUCAUUGAACUUACAUACUGCCACCUCUGUCAAUGACAAUAUCUUUUCCUUGUUCGAUACCAAACAAAAUAAAUAAUUUCCAAUUGUUCAAUAACUAGAUAUUUACAUUUGGUGUGUAAUUAUUGUUUUGCUAAAUAAAGGAAAAUAAAUGUGCACAAUUUCGGCUAAUUCGAGAUUGGAUGUGGGAGAAAUAACGUGUAGGCUACAAACAUUAUCAGGCAGAUAGACAGACAAAUUAUUUCUGUCACGUGAUGGACUAGGAAGUGACACAACAUGGCUUGAACAUGCUAAUCUACCUUGAAUGCAGAGAUGUGCAUACCAACCUGAUACUUGUAUUCCAGCCGUGCUAAUUGUGUCAAGUACUGACCAUCACGUUCUGGUAAAGAAAAUAGAUCAAAUGAAUUCUUCAUUGAUUUUCUCCAAGCUAAUUUGGUUGCACCUCUGUUUAACCAUCACGUUCUUGCACCCUAUCCCUGGAUUUCAAGUACCAGAAAUGGAGCUAGCAUACAGCGUAGAAAACAAUCCUUGUUCUUAUGGAGCGAACCUGAGUCUUAGGUGGGUGAACUGCUCAACACGUUCACUGACUUAUCUGCUCCCUUCUUGGUUUCCCGAGAGCACAACUGAUCUAAUGUUACAAAGUAAUCUGUUGAUGGUUUUACACAAUGACACACUAACCCACUUGCAUUUAUUGGAAAGGUUGAGUCUCGAGAAUAAUUUGCUAAGGUACAUACAAGCCAACGCUUUUCAAGGUCUUCAUAAUUUAAACUAUCUCAAUCUCGAAUACAAUCGUCUUCAGCUCUUUAGCUUGCCUGCAAAUAUAUUUAAUGAUUUGAUUCAUUUGACCGAAUUAAGACUGAUCCAAAAAGACAUCUCUUUUGAUGAACAGAAGAAAAAUAUUACCAAAAUAUUCAGCAAUAAAAGUUUUCCAGAAAAUAUGUUUCUUAGAGUAAUCAACUUAACACUUUUAACCAUCACUGCAUCAGGAGAUUACUUGUAUUUUAAUGAGGAGUUUAAACAUUUGAAUGAGCUCCACACUGUUGUAGUGACCGGAACUAUUUCCACCAUUGACCAAAACAGUUUCAUACAUGUCCAAAAUGUCCAGCAUUUAAGUCUAGUUGAUUUGGAGGAAAUGGCAAGAAUGAGUGAUUUGUCUUUGGGUGCAUUUUUGAAGAUGAGAAGCUUAAACUACGACCUUGUUGAUCUAGGUCUACGCCAUGCACUCCAAACUUUACGACCGCUUGUUAACAGCACCGUCGACUCAAUCAGGUUUCAAAAUGUUCGAGCAAGCAACUCAAAGUACGCGUCUUUAAUGUCAAAAGAUGGAGUUUUAGAUGACAGUGCCAUGCAGUACUUGCUACAAAUCUGUGUGAGGGAGCUACACUUGAUAGGGUGUGAUAUAUUUGUCAUUUUACCCAGCGCCUUUAACAGUUCCACAUUUAACAGUUGCUUGAGAACGCUAAACAUUUUCAAUAAUCCAGUUAUUGGAUCCAUUUUCGGUCUUUUCAGUGUUUUUCAUCUCAAAAGUGUCAAUAGGCUUGUUUUAACAAGCACAUUUGUCACACACUACGCUGAUGAUACAGACAUCUUGUAUUCAUCAAACAUGGUGUCCGCAGCUUUAUCAAUGACAGCUAGCAUUGAUUCCCUUAGGGAUCAUCAAACAAUGCAUGGAAAUAGUUCUUUAUUAGUCAAUAACACUUUCAAUAUAUAUAUUUCAAAAUCUUUGCAGUACAUGGAUCUUUCACGUUUGUUUGGAUCUUUACAUCUGAGUGCCGCAUUAAACUUCCUUGGUGGUGAGACUUUGGUCCAUCUCCGACUAAUACAAAACGGGAUAAAUGAUAUUAAAAAGCCUGUCAUGGGACUUAGGAAACUAAAGACGUUGUAUCUAUCUAAUAAUAACUUCGAAUCCUUUCCUUUAACAUUUUUCGAUUCCUAUCCAGCACUUGAGUUACUCGCACUGGAAAGCUGUCGUAUCGAUGGACUUUUAAUGAGUCAGCAUAGCUUCAGAGUUUUCCAAAACCUUCACAGUUUACAAAGUUUGGAUUUAUCUUUUAAUUCUUUGGAUAUGCUAUCUCCUCAAACGUUUUCAACCAAUCCAAAUCUUACUUCUCUUAACCUAGCAGGGAACAGGUUCAGAAAUGUUCCCUUUGAUAUAAAGCUAACGCCAAAUGUGAAAUUCCUGGACAUCAGGCACAACGCUCUUACCACUAUCGACAUCUCAAGCCGGAAAGCGCUUGACGAGAAACUAAACACUCUUGGCGAGUUUCGACUGUUAUUGUCAGGGAAUAUUUUAUCUUGCGGAUGUGAAAACCUUCUUUUACUCCAAUGGCUGCAGGAGACACGUGUUGAGCUCGAUGGCAAUAGAAAUUUCACUUGCAUGAAUAUAAAAGGCAUCUUGAGCUCCACUCUCGCGUAUAGUAACUUAGACGGACUCUGGCGUGAAUGUUGGGGUCAGUUUUUCUUCAAUCUUUCAAUGGCUCUCUUAUGUUUUACUUUACUUGCUUAUAUAUUGUUUUUUACUUGGAUCAAGAAUAAGACUGUCAUUCUGUCCAGUAUACUUCAGAUAUUUACAGACUUCAAACUAAAGAAACCCUCGGACUAUCAGUCAGGUGUCUAUCUUGGAUACGCGGAAUCCGAGUAUAAAUUUCCUUGCAGAGAAUUGAGACAAUACAUCGAGGAUGAACUUUGCGUGAAUACUUUUAUACGCGACCGUGACCUUUUACCUUCGCUUGAUAUAGCUCAAGGUGUUAUGGACGCUAUCAACUCCAGUUGGCGGAUACUUCUAGUCAUCAAUGAAAGAUUCAUGCACCAAGAUGACUGGUUUUUGUUCACCAUCAGGGCAGCCAUCUACUCCAUUAGUCCUGCGAAUCCCAGCCGUGUAGUAGUCUUGGUAGAGAAGAACAAAGUUCACAGUGUACCAACAGAAUUGUUGAGUUCAGUUCCAAACGAGAAUAUUAUUGUGGUGUCUCAAAUGCAAUUGACUUACAAACUUAAGCAAGCUUUGAAAACACGCCUAUUGUCUCUAAAAUGAUUAUUCUUUUAUUCUCCAAAAAAAAAAAAAAAAGAAAACCUUGAUGCUGAACCCAAAAACAAGAAAGGCUUCGUGAAUUAAAAGAUCUGAUGUUGUUACAGUGCUACAUUCUGGCAGAUUCGACACUUUAUUGGUCUAAGUCGAUCUUUUGUACCUUUGUAUCCAACAGAUGAAUAAAGGGAAGAAAUGCUUUGUGGGCAAAACAGUUUCCAUUCAUUUCACCCAAAUGAAAAACGCCAUAAGUGAAAUGACGACCACAUGCGGUGAAGAACUCUUGGGGUCUUAAUGCUAACUCAUUCACAAAUAGACUCCAUCUACCUCGACCCUGUUCUCAUUGAAUCUUUAUAAGACAGGGUGACAAGGAUGACGAUACGUGCUUUUCAGAGAAUAAACUCUCAUUUAACUGAGUAGAAUUAUUAGGUGAGCUAUUCCUGUUCAAGUCGUGAGGAUUUGUAAUUUCUGUUGUUUUUAAUUUAAAUGUAAAAUGAGGAUGUGAUAUUACAAUGUUCAGUAAAUGUAUACAAGCAUUCAAAGAAUGAUUGUUGAAUGUCAUUGUGUGAUUUGUUGUCUGGCUUUAUUGUACUGGAGUUGAAUUUAAAUGUAAUGAAAUAGCUUCUAAUUUUAAAAAAUGUUAAAAACCAAUUAAAUAUCAAAGGAUUGUCUCUUUAUACAAAAGCCCUAAUAUAGUGCGGAAGUAAAUGGAUUGUACUGUUCUCUACAGUAAAUCGAGCCCUUAUCCUGCUCUUGUGAAGCACUCAACCAUGAAAUAAAUUGUUCUCGACGUUUGAAAAUAGUUGAUAUAAUAAAACUUUGACUGGCCUGUACAGCUUAGAUGAGAUCAGAAAAUACAGUAACAGAAAACAAGAAAAAUAAAGAAACAAGAGUUGAUGUUAUCAAACAAACUCAGAGGCGGCCCCCAUCGGAUCCGCCAAUUGGAAGGAAUAUUCAAGACAUGAUUUCUUUUUUAUUAUCUAAAGUAAUAGAAAUUCAAAGAAUCAUUGGUGUUACUUUUAACUUGAAAACAAACUAAAUAACCUAUGAUCUAUAAAUAGACUUUUAGACCUUUUGUCAAGAAAACUAAUUGUAAUAUACAAGAAGAGCGAUUUUAGAUAAUCUUUUGUUAUCGUUAUUUUAAUCAUUAAAAUAGAACAGCCUAAUAUCGAUAAUGAGAUUUCUGCUUAUAGUAGGUUACAUUUAUUCAUUCGUAAAUUAAAAGGAGAAAUCAGCUUUUUUAAAAAUAUUUUUUCAUAUUAAAAAAAAAAAUCUGAUUGUGACAGGUAACAUACAUAAAAACAAAACUUAUACACUAUACUAGGGCCGUUGAAAAAAGAUUAUUUGAAACUUUUUUUUGGAAGGGAGGGGAAUUCAACAUAGCUCAAUGCCACUGCUUAAACUACUUGACAAUAAAUUUUGGGAAAAUAUUUCCUUUUUCCUGCUGCUUUAACAAAAAAAAAAAAAAAAAAAAACAA
Molecule: messenger RNA, 4512 nt
Organism: Biomphalaria glabrata
Lineage: Eukaryota; Metazoa; Mollusca; Gastropoda; Planorbidae
Product: toll-like receptor 4
Exons: 3
Coding region: 317-3043 (908 amino acids)
Biological process (GO): signal transduction
Cellular component (GO): plasma membrane
Molecular function (GO): protein binding
Source: RefSeq, a predicted model, not a curated record